GAUGUUAAGUAGCAAGCCUUGGUUAGCUGUUGCCUGUAAGCUAGUAUGUAAACGGGCGAAGAUCAGAGAUGCGGUGAGGAAUAAGCUUAUCUCUAUAAAUCAUAAACUUUUCAAUGUUGUGGAGUAGGUGUAAUAUUUAUACUCUUUAUACCUAUCUAAUAACAUUGCCAUUCUAAUACCAGUCUAACAUUGCAAACUCAGCGGACUGAAUCGAUCCUACAGGCCAAGAUCAAGUUACUGGUAGCUGCAUGCAUGAAAUAUCAUUGGGCCUACCUAGGUAGGUAGUUGAUAUCGCGCUAAAGUAACCCGCAAAGACCAUCUUCCCCGCUUCCGCGAGUGGUAAGACGUUCGAAUCAUCUCAAACAUCACAACCAUGGCGAGUAAUUUGGCAGAACAUAUCUCCAUCCAGAGAAUCGAUAAAAGCCAGUACAUCUCCAAAAGUCCUCCACAGCACAUCGGAAAUGAGGCAACCUUAGCGUAUGGAGGAUACGCAAUUGCGUACGGCAUCCACUCGGCAUGUCAAGAGGCGCCAGACGCGUUCCACUUAUACUCUGUACUUGGAAAUUAUCUUCGGGCUGCGAAUACGAAAGAGAAGCUCAUAUGCAAGACGACGGCGCUCCGCAGAUCCAAAAGCUUUCUCACCUACCGCAUUACAAUCGAACAGAAACAGCUCAGUGGUGAAGUCCGGCCGUGCAUGGAGCUGCUUGCGGAUUUUCACAAAGAGGAACCGUCUCUCCUCACCUACUCAGCAUCUCCGACUCGGAAAUACAGUCACUGGAGGGAUUGUAUGCCCUGGGAGCAAGUAGUGAUGCGAUGGUCCGAUUCCGGCAAGAUAACUCAGGCACAGUCUGAAAGCAUCCGUCCUAAUUUUAAAACCUCAACAACUCUCUACGAGUGCCGUCCCUGUCCCGAAGGUGUCGCAUAUCAUAAUUUGAUGGGAAUUUUCAAAGACGCCAGGACAAAUCAGGAGAAGCUGCCUCCUACGGAAAAGUCCUCGGCUGAUUGGGUACGCGUGGAACAACCUCUACAGACCGAGGGAGAGCAGAUGGCAUCUUUAGGUUUUAUAAUGGAUGGAAUGCUAUCUCUCUUGCCUUUAAUACAUAACCAUCUGUUUUAUGAUGAUGUUUCUGCUUGUUCAAGUCUUGAUUUUGCGCUGAGAAUAUUCUCUACACGAAUCAAUGUGAAUGAUUGGCACUUAAGAGAGGCAAUUGGCCAUCAUGCCGGUCAUGGUCGCUCAUACAGCGAGAGCAGAAUCUGGGAUGAAAAGGGAAAUAUGAUUGCUUCUAUGACGCAGCAGUCGAUUCUAAGAGUCCCCGCGCAGACUUCGAAGAUAUGAUAAGUCCGGAAUUCAGGAUGUUGCACUUACAUGGCUGGAGAAGAGAGAACAAAUUGUCAAAUUACGGUUCACUGGCCUUGUACAGGGUCCAGAGAGUGAACUAUGUAGUUCAGAUAUCCCUUGACGACUACUGCAUUAAUGCAAGGUACAUCAUUUUAGAGCUUUCGAAUAGUAAAUCCACAUACCUGGC
This is a messenger RNA of Paecilomyces variotii, 1526 nucleotides long. Its product is annotated as acyl-CoA thioesterase II. Gene Ontology annotation, biological process: acyl-CoA metabolic process; fatty acid catabolic process. Gene Ontology annotation, molecular function: fatty acyl-CoA hydrolase activity. Gene Ontology annotation, cellular component: peroxisomal matrix. Lineage: Eukaryota; Fungi; Ascomycota; Eurotiomycetes; Eurotiales; Thermoascaceae. The transcript is spliced from 2 exons. The record is from RefSeq and is a predicted model, not a curated record. The coding region runs from base 374 to 1336 and encodes 320 amino acids.